CGACGUAUGCAUGUAGGCAGCCGCUACUUUGGACAGCCUUGGAAAAAGGGCGACGUAGUUGGUUGUAUGAUCAACAUGGAGGACAAAUCAAUGAUUUUCACCCUGAACGGAGAGCUCCUGAUCACCAACAAGGGCUCCGAGCUUUGCUUCACUGACUUUGAGACAGAGGACGGUCUCAUCCCCGUGUGCAGUCUGGGGAUGUCUCAGAUCGGCCGUAUGAACCUGGGCAAGGACGCCAGCACUUUCAAGUACUACACCAUGUGUGGUCUCCAGGAGGGCUUUGAGCCCUUCGCUGUCAAUAUGAACAGAGACAUCACCAUGUGGUUCAGCAAGCGCCUGCCCACCUUUGUCAACACACCUCAGGACCACAUGCAUAUUGAGGUGACGAGGAUCGAUGGGACAGUGGACAGUCCUCCCUGCCUCAAGGUCACCCACAAGACGUUUGGCACACAGAACAGCAACAGCGACAUGGUCUACUGUAGACUGAGCAUGCCGGUCGAGUUCCACACUGCAGCCGUGCUGCUGGAUGAAUCGCUGAAACUCAGCAACGCUCCAAAAGAAGACGGAACUGUUGACUACAGAAGCAUCACAACUUACUACCACUCAGUGAGGGUGUUUGCUGGACAGGACCCUGCUUCAGUGUGGGUGGGCUGGGUCUCACCAGACUAUCACUACUACAGCAAGAACUUCAGCCUGAACAGGACGCGAACAGUCACCGUGACCUUGGGAGAUGAGAGGGGCCGGGUCCACGAGAG
Messenger RNA from Paralichthys olivaceus (Japanese flounder), 755 nucleotides. The record is from RefSeq and is a predicted model, not a curated record. Lineage: Eukaryota; Metazoa; Chordata; Actinopteri; Pleuronectiformes; Paralichthyidae.